AUUGGCUGUUCCUGGGCUCCGGAGCGCUUUCUCCGGGGUAACCGUCGCUGCCAUCCAGGUGGCCCGGACAGCUCGGGGCUGCGUGCGGCCCGCCUCGGGCAACCAGAGCACCCGCAAUGGGCACCCCAGCCUCUGUGGUGAGUGAGCCACCCCCUUGGCAGGCCCCCACUGAGGCCCGGGGCCGCAAGCAGGCCUCGGCCAAUAUCUUCCAAGAUGCUGAGUUGCUGCAGAUCCAGGGCCUGUUUCAGCACAGUGGGGACCAACUGGCUGAGGAGCGAGCCCAGAUCAUCUGGGAGUGUGCUGGGGAUCACCGUAUGGCAGAGGCCCUGAGGAGGCUGCGCAGGAAGAGGCCCCCAAGGCAGAAGGCCCUGGGUCAUUCACUGCACCACUGCAGCCGGCUCACUGUUCCAGAGCCCGGCUCUCUAUUGGUUGACUCACAGAGCAGUGCCACUGAGACAGCCUCCAGUGAGCAGUUUGGGAACUCCCGAAGGAUCCGCAGGAACUGGAGGAAGUCAGACCCCACAAGCUAUCUCCACCAGAUCAGACACUGAUCCAGAAAGGGGUCAGGAAAGGUAGUAUCCUCCCCAUGAAUCACAAGGACCCUUUGUUAAAGGUCCUGGGAAGGUGCAGAAGGGAGACCUGAGACAGGCAGCCCGACCUGGAUAAAUGAAAGCAAGAGGCCGUUGCUGCUGUCCUGCUCAAAUCAAAACAGAACUGGAGGUGUCCACUGGACUCUGCACUUUGUGAGAUCUAUUCUCACCAGAGUGAGGAGACACCAAGACUGCUUCUGCCUCAGCCCUUCCUGACCUAGCACUGUUAAGUGGGCUGCAUGAUAUCCCCUGGGAGUCAAUGAUGGGCCCUCAGAUGCAGCAUGUCUUCAGUCUGCUACUACUUUGCCAGUUACUACUGUUACCACACCCUCAUGCCAUCAGGCUAGCACAAUGAAACUGUGGCUUAAGUGGAAAAUAAAAACAUUUGCAUUAAGAAUCGUGUCUAUCUGUUACAGAAGGGGAGAAUCCUGAAAGAGACUCUGGAGUCACAGGAGAAGGGACCAGGGUUCCCCCGGAAGACAAAUCACAACAGGCCUCUUCUCCUUCCUCACCCUCAUGCUCCAAUGUCCCUGUGCCCCCUGUGCCACAGCUCCCUCUUCCAGACUGUUGGUCUGGAGGCUAGAUGGGAGGGUCUCUGCAGGCAGUCCCGAUCCACAGGAGGGCCAGGGGAAGGCUGUUACAGUCGGCCCCACAUAAUGAGCACUGGGUUCUUGGCUGAGUCUGCAAAGAAGCAAACACCAGCUUUUAUGUGCCAACUGUCCCAAGGCAGGGAGAGGCUUUCUGAUCAUUCUAAUGCCCCUCCACAAUCCUAGGUAUUUAGUGGCCUGGAAACCUUGAGAUGACGAUUUUCCCUAGCAUUCU
This is a messenger RNA of Castor canadensis (American beaver), 1412 nucleotides long. It is a transcript of the gene Avpi1, whose product is annotated as arginine vasopressin induced 1. NCBI's taxonomy places the organism in Eukaryota, Metazoa, Chordata, Mammalia, Rodentia, Castoridae. The record is from RefSeq and is a predicted model, not a curated record.